This is a messenger RNA of Mus caroli (Ryukyu mouse), 1206 nucleotides long. RefSeq names its product galectin-4. The record is from RefSeq and is a predicted model, not a curated record. NCBI's taxonomy places the organism in Eukaryota, Metazoa, Chordata, Mammalia, Rodentia, Muridae. Gene Ontology annotation, molecular function: carbohydrate binding.
UUUACUCUGCUUCUAUUGCCCACCUGUUCAGACAUUCCUGGUGGCCUAGCCCCUGCCCUGCCCACCUGAUCCACCCUCUUUCUGCCAACAGUCGUCUGGGCAGGGUUUUAUGGUUCUGAUAAAGCCUUGCAAGGGCAAAGUUCAGAAAUACUUCCUCCCUGUCUGGGCCGUGGGAGGGUCAGCAUCCCUGCUAGGAUGGGAGACAAGGGUGUGCCCUAGAGGUCUCCACCAGAGAGACCUCAUGUACUCUCUUCCCUGCCAGCCACUCCCUCUAGUAUAAGGGCCACCUGCAGCCAGCCACCACUUCCCACACAUCUCUUCUCUCCAGGCAAGCUAUCAGCCCAGACUCUCAAGAUGGCCUAUGUCCCAGCACCGGGCUACCAGCCCACCUACAAUCCGACUCUGCCCUACAAGAGACCCAUCCCAGGUGGCCUCAGUGUCGGGAUGUCAGUUUACAUCCAAGGAACGGCCAAAGAGGACAUGAGACGGUUCCACGUGAACUUCGCUGUGGGGCAGGAUGAUGGGGCAGAUGUUGCUUUCCACUUCAAUCCCCGCUUUGAUGGCUGGGACAAGGUGGUCUUCAACACGAUGCAAAGCGGGCAAUGGGGCAAGGAAGAGAAGAAAAAGAGCAUGCCUUUCCAGAAGGGCAAGCACUUCGAGCUGGUGUUCAUGGUCAUGCCUGAGCACUACAAGGUCGUGGUGAACGGAAGCUCCUUCUAUGAAUAUGGGCACCGGUUACCUGUACAGAUGGUUACCCAUCUGCAAGUGGAUGGGGACCUAGAACUUCAGUCCAUCAACUUCCUCGGAGGCCAACCUGCUGCAGCCCCAUAUCCGGGAGCCAUGACUAUUCCAGCUUACCCUGCUGGGAGUCCUGGGUACAACCCUCCACAGAUGAACACCUUGCCUGUCAUGACAGGACCCCCAGUCUUCAAUCCGCGUGUGCCAUAUGUGGGGGCUCUGCAGGGGGGCCUUACAGUCCGAAGAACCAUCAUAAUCAAGGGAUAUGUACUUCCUACAGCCAGAAACUUUGUCAUCAACUUCAAGGUGGGAUCGUCUGGAGACAUAGCUUUUCACAUAAACCCUCGCAUAGGUGACAGUGUGGUUCGCAACAGCUUUAUGAAUGGCUCUUGGGGCGCUGAAGAGAGGAAGGUGGCCUACAACCCAUUUGGCCCUGGGCAGUUCUUUGAUCCACUCCCUCUAGUAUAA